Homarus americanus (American lobster) is the source of this 1714-nucleotide messenger RNA. Its product is annotated as E3 ubiquitin-protein ligase RNF25-like. The coding region runs from base 112 to 1506 and encodes 464 amino acids. The transcript is spliced from 8 exons. Gene Ontology annotation, biological process: protein ubiquitination. NCBI's taxonomy places the organism in Eukaryota, Metazoa, Arthropoda, Malacostraca, Decapoda, Nephropidae. Gene Ontology annotation, cellular component: nucleus. The record is from RefSeq and is a predicted model, not a curated record. Gene Ontology annotation, molecular function: ubiquitin protein ligase activity; protein binding.
AUUAGAUUGAGUGAGAGGAGUCGGAUGCGCGCACAGCUACACCGUCUGCACAGAGAAGGACCAGCUGAGCCUGCCAUUAUUACCAUCUCUCUCACAACAUAAAACAUCUCCAUGGCGACUAAUAAUGAAGCAAUCUUGGAAGAAAUUGAAGCAUUGCAAGCAAUCAUGUUGGACGAGGUGAAAGUCUUAUAUGGAGAUGGAGGUGUGCCAAAUGGGGUAGAGGUGGUGGUAGUGCCAGCCACGGCCCAAAACAUUGAGGAGCAGCAUGUGAGAGUGACCUUAGUGUUGUUACUGCCCCCGGAGUACCCAGACACCACUCCUUCGAUAUUACUUAGGAAUCCACGAGGUGUAGAUGAUUAUGUUUUGGAAAAGAUAAAACAAGAAAGCAGACAGAGGUGUGAAGAGUAUUUAGGCUGUCCGGUAAUAUAUGAACUCAUUGAGGUUGUCCGCGAGAAUUUAACUGCUAACAACACUCCCAGCUGCCCCUGUGCCAUCUGCCUCCACCACUUCACUGACAGUGAUGUUUUUACCAAGACUCCAUGCUUCCACUAUUUCCAUUCAUAUUGUCUUGGCAGGUAUAAAACAAACUGUGAAGAAGAGGCUGCAGCAGAGGAGGAAGAACCACAGCCAGCAUGGAUGGCCAGAGAAAAGAAACAACUGAUGUGUCCUGUCUGCCGGGACCCCAUCCAGACUGAGCUUAACAGUACUGACCUGCUGUUAGCUCCCCCACCUGAGGAAGAGGAAGGUGUUGAAGACUUCAGAGCAGACAGUCCCGAGUUACUUGCUCUUCAGCAGCGAAUGGCUGACCUUUAUUUGCAACAGAAAGAAAAGGGAGGAAUAAUUGAUUUGGAGGAAGAAAAGAAUAAGUUCUUGCUUUCUUCAAACAGAGCAGAUUCUUGUGAAGGACUAGAAGAGGGAGUCGAAGACGUUGCUAGAAUUAAUAUUCCCGAUUCUCCUGUUGAACCACGACAAGAGGAACCAACUAUUCCACCUCCCAGUAGGAGAGGUGGUCGUUCCUCACACCACAGAUCCCAGGGGCAAAAAUCCCAGGGUGGAUAUGGUCGUCAGCAUUGGAGGAAUAUGGAUCAGGGAGGAGAUGGCAGGUACUGGUCUGGGAAUCGUGGUGGGAGGGGUGUGAGUGGUAGUCGUGGUAGAGGGGGAAAUAGUCGUUUUGUUUAUCACAAUUCUUCUAGGAUCAUCUCAGAACCUCAGGAAUACAGUUCUGCAGACUAUAAGACCACGUGUGUAAUAGACAAUGGGUAUGGCACCAAAGGUCAUGGCAAACGUGAGGGCAACUCCCACGAAAAUGGCAGCAUUUAUACCUCCGGAGAUAACCGAGCCAGAGGUAACGAAGUCGGCAAUGGUGCGGGAGGAGUAUGCAGAAAGGGCCCCAAAGGUUCUGGAAAUCGACAGAGAUACGGUCCCGGGAGGGGUAGGGGCCGUGGACCACCACCACCAGGGUUUGCCCCAUCAUCUUUCCGUCAUUCCGCUCAAGACUGGAGUUGACGAUUGUGGCUUGCAGGGUUAUGUCCACCCUGUCUCUUCUUUACUCUCUGUCUUCUUGUCUAUUUACCAAGUAUUAUGAUUGUGACUUCUUUAACCUUGAAGUAUUCAGCUUAUUUAACUUCAAAAAAAAUUAAAUGUUAUAGAAAUAGUUUUGAUGACAACUUUAUGCUUGUUCAUUCUAGAUCAGUAGUAAAAUGUGUUAAAUGUG